AUGGACGCUAUCAGCUUUGUACUUGGUGAACGGACACGGCACCUAAGGGUUACGAAGCUAAGUGAUCUUAUACAUGGGUCGGUCGUGGGAAAGCCCGUCGCAAAAACUGCUAGUGUCACCGCGGUUUACCAGAUGCCCGAUGGUGUUGACAAACGCUUUAGUCGAUACAUCAGCGGUAAUACCUCAGAGUACCGCAUCAAUGGGACUCCUGUAAAAGUAGAAGAGUACGCGGAAGCUCUCGAAAAAAUACGGAUUUUUAUGAAGGUCAAAAACUUCUUGAUUUUUCAAGGAGCCGUUGAGAGCAUUGCCAUGAAAAAUGCUCGUGAGCGUUGUCAAAUGUUCGAAGAAAUCAGUCGAUCAGCAGAAUAUAAAGAGGAAUAUGACAGGUCGAAGGCUGAAAUGCAGAAGUUGGAAGAAGAGGCCACAUUCAACCUUAAUAAAAAGAAAAAUAUUGUAGCAGAACGUAAAGAGGCUCGUAUAGAAAUCGAUGAGGCAGAGAAGUACAAGAAGCUACAUCAUAAAUGGCUGUCCAAACGAACGGAGUUGCAACUCUUCCGGUUAUAUUAUAACGAUGUGGAUAUCAAACGCAUACGAGAAGAUUUACAACAGCGAGAAGAAAUAAUUGAGCAGGAGAAUACACAGAGACAACAAAUAGAGGAAGAGAUUCGUGAUAAGCGUCGGGAAUUGGGCAAACUUCAUCGUGAUCAGGCAGGCUUAGAACAAGAAAUUAAAAAAUGUGACCAAAAGGUUUCCAAGAGAAAGCCUGAGUAUAUUAAAGUUUCACAGAUGCUGCGUCAUGUUAGCGACAAGCAUAAAGAAUCAAAAAAGGCUUUGGAGAAUGCUCGUCAACAGCACAGUAGCCAUCGUCAGGAAAUGGAUCAGCUGGAAGCCGAGUAUUCUCGAAUCUUAGCUCUUAAAGAAGAUUAUGAGCAUCAACAGAAUAAAAAGAGCAAGGAGCAGGGUCGUUCUCUUGAACUGGAGGAUUCACAAUUGGCCGAGUAUCACAGGCUAAAACAGAAAGCGGCGGAACAUACCUCAGAUCUUUCGGCCCAACUCGACGCCCUCAGGCGGGAAUAUGAUGAGCAAAAGGAUCUCUUCGAUGGUCUUGAGAGGCGGAAGGAAGAAAUUGAAAAUUCUCUUCGUUUAAAGCAGACGGAGCUUAUUGACAAUCAAAGACGUCUUCAGAGGCUCGUUGAGUUCAUUGAAACUAGCCAUCGCUCCAUAACGGAGCUCUCAGAGGCAGAGAAGACGAUUAGAGAGGAAGUUGAAAGCGCAACGAGGCGAAUGGAUGAAAUCAACGCGGAGUUGGAGACAGUGAUUUGCCAGUUGGGCGAGGCCAAGGUAGAACGCCACGAAUCCUCUCGAGCGGUUAAAAAGCAGGAACUAAUCGAGAACCUCAAGCGACUUUUUCCUGGCGUACAAGGUCGUCUGCUGGAGAUGUGUGAACCGUCGCACAAGCGUUACCAAAUCGCCAUCACCAAAGUUCUUGGCAAACACAUGGACAGCAUCGUGUGUGACAGUGAAAAAACGGCGAAAGACUGUAUUCAGUACAUGAAGGAUCAACGCAUUGAGCCGGAAACAUUUCUCCCUCUUGACUUCCUUGAUGUUAAGCCAGUUGAUGAAAAACUGCGUGAAAUAAAUGAGCCGCCGAAUGUCCACCUAGUGAUUGAUGUUAUCAAUUGCGAUCCUGUGAUUGCAAAGAAAGCUCUGCAGUUCGCUUGUGGCAACGCUCUUGUCUGUGACACUGUCGAGCACGCUCGUUACGUCGCCUACAAUAUGGGUGAUCGUAAAAAGGCGAGGGCUAAGCGUUGGGACGAAAAACAAAUCAGUUCUUUGAUGGCGCGUCGCGACGCACUGCAGGUCGAAUUGAAGGAACAGCUGAAACGGAAGCGUAAAGAGGCCGAGCUCCGCACUCUGCAGUCACAAAUCAAUGGUCUUGAAAAAAGGCUCAAAUACACACAAAAAGAUAAGGAAGGCACUGAAGAAAAAAUCCUUAGUGGAAACGAAGAGGAAGUAAACAAUUUGAAAGUCAAUCUGGAGGAGGUCAAUGAACGGCUCAGUAUGUGUCAGACAAAAAUGCAGGAACUUCAGAUCUCAAUUAACGCUGAAAAGGCAAAAAUGGAUAACGUUGAAGACACCGUAUUGCAUGAUUUUUGUGUCAGUAUCGGUGUGGAAAAUAUCCGUGAAUAUGAAGAUCGUGAGCUGCGUAUUGCCCGCGAACGCGACCGAAAACGUAUGGAGUUUACCAAUCAACUUCAACGCAUCAACAAUCAGCUAGAAUAUGAGAAGUCUCGUGAUACUCAAGCUGCGGUGCGUCGUUGGGAGGAAGCGGUGGUGAGCGAGCGUCAAGAGAUGGAGCGUUGUAAGAAGCAAGAGAAGCGCCUAAAGGAGGAGAUGGAGGCAGAAGAAAUCCAUAAGGGCAAUUUUGAAUUUCAAUUAAGCGAGUAUCAACGCAAAUGUGAGCGUUUGGAUGGUGAGUUGGCGGAGCUCAGUCGACGUUUGGUUUCGCGAAAACGAGAAAUCCAGAAGCUACAGAAGGAGACAAGUCAAAUUGAGACGCGGUUGGAAGCCAAACGCUCCGAGCGUCACUCAUUGCUUCAAUCGGCCAAGAUGGAAGAUCUACAGCUGCCUUUGAAGCCGGGCGCAAGCUCAAUGCCGGAGCUGGAAAGCCAGUUGUCAGCUGAAAGUGAGGGUGCAGAUCUCAACUCAGAAGAGAUGAUGCGACUCUACGUUAUGGAAGCUCGUCUACCACUAGACUACAAGCAACUGGAGAAACCUCUUCGCAUGAUAGCUGACGACAAAGAAGUUAGUAGAAAGGUAGACGAAAUGCAAGCGGAGGUUGAUCGGAUGCAGAGCGAGCUCUCGCGAUUUCAGGCACCGAAUUUGAAGGCGGGCGCGAAGUUGGGCAAUGUGGAACAGCGACUUCGCUCUACCGAGGCUGAGUUUGAGGAGACUCGGCGCAAGGCGAAGAAGGCCCGUGCCCAGUUUGAAAGGAUUCGCCGUCUUCGAUGCAAUGCUUUUAUGAAAUGCUUCCUCUCUAUCGCCGAUAACAUUGAUCCUCUGUACAAAGCCCUCUCGCGCAAUCCUGGUGCUCAGGCGAGUCUGUUGCCUACAAAUGCGGAGGAGCCCUAUCUGGAAGAAUUGCAGUUUCAGUGUGUGGCUCCGGGCAAACGGUUCCAGCAAAUGGACUCCCUGUCUGGUGGCGAGAAGACCAUCGCUGCCCUAGCCCUCUCCUUCGCGAUGCACCAGUACAACCCCUCCCCCUUCUUCGUUCUCGAUGAAAUCGAUGCCGCUUUGGAUAACACCAAUAUUGGGAAGGUGGCCUCCUUCAUCCGUGAGUACUCGCGCACCCGUGCACAGGUCAUUGUCAUCUCAUUGAAGGAGGAAUUCUAUUCCCGAGCAGAUUCCCUCGUCGGCAUCUAUCCUGAUACGGAGAAUAACUGCCUUGUCAGUCGCGUUCUCACCUUUGACCUGUCAAAAUACGUCGACACAGAGGAAUAA
This is a messenger RNA of Echinococcus granulosus, 3501 nucleotides long. RefSeq names its product Structural maintenance of chromosomes protein 1A. The record is from RefSeq and is a predicted model, not a curated record. NCBI's taxonomy places the organism in Eukaryota, Metazoa, Platyhelminthes, Cestoda, Cyclophyllidea, Taeniidae. Gene Ontology annotation, molecular function: DNA binding; ATP hydrolysis activity; ATP binding. Gene Ontology annotation, biological process: sister chromatid cohesion. The coding region runs from base 1 to 3501 and encodes 1166 amino acids. The transcript is spliced from 19 exons. Gene Ontology annotation, cellular component: chromosome; cohesin complex; nucleus.